AUGACAAUCUUAUCUGCUAUUACUUCUCUCUCACCAAUGAGCGGUUCAUCAAAAUCAAGAGUUUCUGCUGGUAAAGGUGCAUCAUCCAUGGGUUCAAAUAAGAUUCAAUGUGGCUCUUGUGACGCUGGUGGUUAUUCAUACUAUUACUACUAUUCAAAUCCAGUAACCUACACCACAACCUAUACCUAUGACUACAGUAUCGAUGGUGGUGCUUCAAGCGGUAGCAGUGGAUCCUCAUCAGGUAGCGGAAGCGGUUCAUGCGGUUGUAACUAA
Messenger RNA from Dictyostelium purpureum, 273 nucleotides. RefSeq lists its product as uncharacterized. The record is from RefSeq and is a predicted model, not a curated record. The transcript has 2 exons. Bases 1 to 273 code for a protein of 90 amino acids. Lineage: Eukaryota; Evosea; Eumycetozoa; Dictyosteliales; Dictyosteliaceae.